AUGCCUUUCAACACAGCACUCACCAGAGCCCUGGGAAUCCAGAUCCCCGUCGUGCAAGGAGGGAUGCACUGGGUAGGGUACGCCAAACUUGCCGCCGCAGUCAGCAACGCAGGCGGACUUGGCCUAGAAAUCCGGAAAUGUCGAUCGCUGACCAACAAGCCAUUCGGCGUGAACAUCACUCUGCUGCCCUCGCUCAUGCCCCCGGACUACGGCGCCUACGUGCAGGCCAUCAUCGACGAAGGAGUCAAAAUCGUCGAAACGGCCGGUAAUAACCCCGGGCUGGUGAUUAAACCACUCAAGGAGGCCAAUAUCAUCGUGAUACAUAAAUGCACGACCAUCCGGCAUGCGAAGAACGCUGUCAAACUCGGCGCGGAUUUCUUGUCGAUUGAUGGGUUUGAAUGCGGUGGCCAUGUUGGAGAGGACGAUCUUACAAAUUUCAUCCUCCUUAGUCGGGCGCGCCAGGCGCUGGGCGUGCCCUUCAUUGCGUCUGGGGGUUUCGCGGACGGACAUGGUCUGGCUGCUGCGUUGGCGCUGGGGGCGGAGGGUAUCAAUAUGGGGACGCGGUUUAUGUGUACGGUGGAAGCGCCUAUUCAUAUCAAGGUGAAGGAGGCGAUCGUGGCCGCGCAGGAGACGGAUACGGCGUUGGUGAUGAGGCGGUGGAAGAAUACGACGCGCUUGUAUGCGAAUAAGGUGGCGAAGGAGGCCCUGAAGGUGGAAAGGGAGAGUACGACCGGGAAGUUUGAAGAGAUUGCACCGCUUGUGAGUGGGAAGCGUGGACAGCAGGUGUUCAUCCAGGGGGAUGUGGACUCUGGGGUAUGGACUGCUGGUCAGGUCAUUGGACUGAUCCAUGAUAUACCUACGUGUGCUGAUCUCUUGGUGCGCAUUGAGCGGGAAGCUCUGACUUCCAUGAAGAGGACUGGAUCGAUGUGGGUUGAUGAGUCCUAUACCAGUAGACUUUAGAACACUC
Aspergillus pseudonomiae is the source of this 967-nucleotide messenger RNA. Its product is annotated as NAD(P)H-dependent flavin oxidoreductase. Gene Ontology annotation, molecular function: nitronate monooxygenase activity. NCBI's taxonomy places the organism in Eukaryota, Fungi, Ascomycota, Eurotiomycetes, Eurotiales, Aspergillaceae. The transcript has 4 exons. Bases 1 to 960 code for a protein of 319 amino acids. The record is from RefSeq and is a predicted model, not a curated record.